Messenger RNA from Austrofundulus limnaeus, 3120 nucleotides. It is a transcript of the gene esr1, whose product is annotated as estrogen receptor 1. Gene Ontology annotation, biological process: steroid hormone receptor signaling pathway; regulation of DNA-templated transcription. Gene Ontology annotation, cellular component: nucleus. NCBI's taxonomy places the organism in Eukaryota, Metazoa, Chordata, Actinopteri, Cyprinodontiformes, Rivulidae. The record is from RefSeq and is a predicted model, not a curated record. Gene Ontology annotation, molecular function: sequence-specific DNA binding; steroid binding; nuclear estrogen receptor activity.
GUGCUUGAACACACCAUGGUUAUUGAUUUGGCUGCAUCUUUAAUUUGUUUAUCCUUUUUCAAACCUUUCCACUGCUCCUGUUGGGGACGACCAGCACAGCUAGAUGCCUGCGAGGCGAGCGGAGAGGAAGAGACGGAGGACUCGGACGCUGUUGCGCAGGAUGAUUCACGUGUAGGAAAAAAAAGGCAGAGCCCAGUGCAGAGCAGGCAGCCGCUGGGACCAGUGCUCAGGACCAGGUUCAGCCCAGCCUCCCCCUCAGAGCUGGAGACCCUCUCCCCGCCUCGUCUGCCGCCCUCGCCCCGUGCCCCCUUCGGUGACAUGUACCCUGAAGAGAGCCGGGGCUCCGGAGGGGCAGCUGCUGUGGACUUCCUAGAGGGGAUGUACGACUACGCCGCCCCCACCCCUGCCCCGACUCCUCUGUACAGCAACUCCAGCGCCGGGUACUUCUCUGCUCCUCUGGACGCUCACGGACCCACGUCUGAAGGCAGCCUUCAGUCUCUAGGAAGCGGGUCCACUAGUCCACUCGUGUUUGUGCCCACCAGCCCRAGGCUCAGCCCCUUCAUGCAUCCUCCUGGCCACAACUAUCUGGAAACAGCCUCGACACCGGUCUACAGAUCCAGCCACCAGCCAGCCUCCAGAGAGGACCAGAGUGACGCCCGUGACGAGGCGUGCGGCGUGGGGGAGUUGGGGGCCGGGGCCGGGGGCUUCGAGGUGGCCAAGGAGACGCGUUUCUGCGCCGUGUGCAGCGACUACGCCUCCGGGUAUCACUACGGGGUGUGGUCCUGCGAGGGCUGCAAGGCCUUCUUCAAGAGGAGCAUUCAGGGUCACAAUGACUAUAUGUGCCCAGCGACCAAUCAGUGUACUAUUGACAGGAAUCGGAGGAAGAGCUGCCAGGCUUGUCGUCUUAGGAAGUGUUACGAAGUGGGUAUGAUGAAAGGAGGUGUGCGCAAGGACCGGGGUCGUGUGCUGCGGCACGACAAAAGACGGGGCGGAGACAGAGACAAGGCUGCCAAAGGCUUGGAACACAAAGCAGUGACCAAUCACGAUGGGAGGAAACGCAGCGGCAGCAGCAUCGGUGGUGGAGGAAGAGCUCCGUUAACGAGUCUUCCUCCGGAACAGGUGCUCCUCCUGCUCCAGAGCGCCGAGCCGCCGAUUCUGUGUUCCCGUCAGAAGCUGAGCCGACCCUACACCGAGGUCACCAUGAUGACCCUGCUCACCACCAUGGCCGACAAGGAGCUGGUCCACAUGAUCGCCUGGGCCAAGAAACUGCCAGGGUUUCUGCAGCUGUCGCUCCACGAUCAGGUUCUGCUGCUGGAGAGCUCGUGGCUGGAGAUUCUGAUGAUCGGGCUCAUCUGGAGGUCAAUCCACUGCCCAGGAAAGCUCAUCUUCGCCCAGGACCUCAUACUGGACAGGAACGAGGGCGACUGCGUCGAGGGCAUGACGGAGAUCUUCGACAUGCUGCUGGCCACCACUUCUCGCUUCCGCAUGCUCAAACUCAAACCCGAGGAGUUUGUCUGCCUCAAAGCCAUCAUCYUGCUCAACUCCGGUGCCUUUUCUUUCUGCACCGGCACGAUGGAGCCCCUCCACGACAGCUUGGCGGUCCAGAACAUACUGGACACCAUCACCGACGCGCUCAUCCACCACAUCAGCCGGUCGGGGUUCUCCGUCCCAGAGCAGGCGAGACGACAGGCCCAGCUGCUCCUGCUGCUGUCCCACAUCAGACACAUGAGCAACAAAGGCAUGGAGCACCUGUACAGCAUGAAGUGCAAGAACAAAGUGCCUCUGUACGACCUGCUGCUGGAGAUGCUCGACGCCCACCGCCUCCACCGUCCCUUCAGACCAUCUCAGCCUCUGCCCCAAACUGACAGGAUCCCCUCCUCCUCCUCCUCCGGCAGCUCCGGUGAAGGCAGCAGCUCGUCCUCCAUGGGCUCCGGUCCGAGCAGGAACCCGUCAGGUCCGAGCGUCCUGCAGUACGGAGGCUCUCGUCCCGACUGCACUAACACCGUGUGAGUCGGACACCAAACAUCGGCCGGAGUCCAGACGGAGGAGGUGAAGACAGUUUCAGAUUUCAUUUCAUUAGAGAAUUAUUUAUGAAUGAAAUAAGUCUCAGAAUAAUCUGAGCUUCAGCGCCACUAAUCAGAUUCACUUUAACGAGAUAGUUCAGAUGUUUAGAAGUGGGGUUAUGAACAAUUAAUAUCUUACCUGGUAUAGAUAGCUCUUUGAACGACCUCAGCUUAAAGAAAUAGUUUAUUUCUGACCAGAAAGAUGAGGUAACGGCUAUUCUGAGCAGGGCCAAGACCAAAGUGGGCUGAAAAGUUUAUAAUAGUUUAAGAAGACGGACUUUAGUUCUGGCCCCACGUGGACUAGCCGCUAGCUCGUCAGUCUAGUCGAGCUCUGAGGCUGUUCAAAAAGCGUUUAUCUGCAACAGGUAAGAUAUUAAUUAAUUAAAAAGAAAACUGUGCUUUUAUUAUGUGUAAUUUUUAAUUUGUUUCGUUGCAGCUUUUGGUCACAUGGUGGCACUCUGUUAGCGUAGCUACAGUUUGAAAUGAGCAGCUAAUUUUUGUUUUUUUCUGUCGACCAAAGUGCACUUCCUCUUUGAUCGAAGGGGUUAACGGGCAUUAUUUUUACUUUUGCAUAUAAAAGAUGAUUACACGUUAAGCUUUUAAAAUGAACUGUGGCUGAAAUUCGAUGGAUUUCAGACAGCGGAGAGCACUGAUUAUACGCUAAAAGAAAGCCCAGAUGGAUUGUUUAUUAUAAUUCUCUGUGCACUUCUGAGAUUGUUUCUGAGGCUUACUAAUUUUUCUCUGAAUUUCCGUGUUAAAUAUGUGUGCGUUUGUGAGUGUGCGCGUUUUCAGCAUCGAGGCUGCAGAAAACCGAAAGACGGGAGAACACUGUUCAGGUUGGUUUGAAUUCAGCCGGUUUGUGUUUCUCCUGAAUCCAGAGGACGCACGUCGAGUUCGGCUGGAUUUACCCACCCGCGAGCUCAAAUGUCACAAACUUUUGUUUUUGUUUCUGCAUCAACAGGAGAGAUCUGAUUUCGAUGUGAUUGAACGUUUUGUUGCUUUCGUGUGUUGAACACCUCUUGGUCGCCAAAUAAAAUUCAUCCUGGAAAAACGUGAA